Messenger RNA from Ictalurus punctatus (channel catfish), 3540 nucleotides. RefSeq names its product ras homolog family member Ua (gene rhoua). The record is from RefSeq and is a predicted model, not a curated record. Gene Ontology annotation, molecular function: GTP binding; GTPase activity. The transcript has 3 exons. Gene Ontology annotation, biological process: small GTPase-mediated signal transduction. NCBI's taxonomy places the organism in Eukaryota, Metazoa, Chordata, Actinopteri, Siluriformes, Ictaluridae. The coding region runs from base 262 to 1014 and encodes 250 amino acids.
UGGACCCCCGCCAUCCUCGUUCCAAAACUAAAUCCAAGUUUGCAUCUGUGCCGUACACACUUUGCUCGCUUUUAGGCGUGCCUAAAAUUAACUGCACUUUAUUUAACUGGAAUAUAUAUAUAUAUAGAUAUAUUUGCAUAUGGAUAUUACUUUCGCGUUCACGACAGAGAUAUCUCAUCACAGACUGCGGGUAAGCAUGAACGCAUAUGGACCGGAGAAAUCAGGGUUAGCCUAACAGUGUCGGGCUGUCUGUGUGCAGCGAUGCCUCCGCAGGGUGUUGGGGAGUAUAAACCCGUGUCAGGCUCUUUAGUGCCACCGGUACCACCGCGCAGAUUCAGGGGUAAAGAUGUGGCGAAAAGGAGCCGCUGGGGCUCGGCGCCGGAGCGCAGGGUGAAGUGUGUGCUGGUUGGAGACGGAGCUGUUGGUAAAACAAGUCUGAUCAUCAGUUACACCACCAACGGCUACCCCACGGAGUAUGUUCCAACAGCUUUUGAUAACUUUUCAGCGGUCGUUGCUGUUGAUGGGAAGCCUGUGAAACUCCAGAUGUGUGACACUGCAGGCCAGGAUGAGUUUGAUAAACUGCGACCUCUGUGCUACACCAACGCUGACGUCUUCCUGUUGUGCUUCAGUGUUGUCACACCAUCCUCGUUCCAGAAUGUCAGGGAAAAGUGGGUGCCUGAGAUCCGACGGCACUGUCCACGCACCCCCAUCUUGCUAGUGGGCACCCAGGCUGACCUCCGGCAGGACGUCAACAUUCUCAUCCAGCUGGCCAAGUACAGAGAACGUCCAGUGGAGCCACAAGAGGCCUGUGUGUGUGCUGAGGAGGUGCGUGCUGUGUCUUAUAUGGAGUGCUCAGCACUUACACAGAAGAACCUGAAGGAGGUGUUCGAUGCAGCGAUACUAGCCAGCAUUCAGAACAUAGACAGCCAGCAGCAGAGGUUGAUGAAACGCACACCCAAUAAGAUGAGGACACUCUCCAAAUCGUGGUGGAGGAAAUACUGCUGUUUGGCAUAGAGGGAUAAGAGGGAUAUUCAAAAACCUUCCCUUGGAGGUUUUAAGUAUGGACUGUAAGACCAAACUGAUGGCUUUAGGGUUGCUGGAAUAAUAUAUGAACAGAGAUUAAAAUUAUAUUAAAAUUUGAUGGGGCACAGUGCAGAAGAACAGGAUAAGUGAAAUGACAAGAUUCUAUAAACAUUAACUACCCUCCUUUACUAAUCCCUCCUUUACAGUGGAAAAUGCAAAGUUGACUCUUGAAAUGAGUCGCUCGUGUCUAGUUUCAUGUUCCUGCUCCAGCCAGUCUGAAGAACAGAGAGCAAGAAGAAGCAAACUUGCAAUAUAGCAUUGCAAAGGAGAGCCACAUGCAAUAUAGCACUGAAUACCUUUCUCUUAAAAUCAUCAUUGCAGGUGCAGUUAAUUUAACAUUGGUGUUUUAUUAUGCAGCAGAUCCUCUCUAACACUAACGAAAUACAAUGUUCCUGAAGUUUCUCUUUUUGAAAUUCAGACUACUCAGUCUACACUGUGAAAUAACAAAGACCAUUUGGGUGGUCCCGGAUAGAGGACAGUAAUAUUUAUAGUCCACCAAUAUGUAUGCGCUGUCCUUCUUUUACAACAUAAAUUUGUUUCUAAAUCUUAAUUAAGAUACCUGGACGAACAGCUUUCCUCGAGCUGGAGUAUUGUGAUUUCCUGUUGGAAAGCUGCCAAGGCCUGUUUCAGUCAAGGGUUACUAAAGUGAUAAGUCCCUAUCUGUCAAAACCAAAUAGAUAUUCUGGUGCUCUAUCAGUAGUUUGACAUCGGUUUGUUUUCAGCGAUCUGUCAAAUUGAAGGACAGCCCAGUUCAAAAAAUAGCUGAACAAAAAAAAAAAGUUGUUUAUUUUAUGACUUAAUCCAGAGCUUCCAUUCAAAACAUACCAUGAGGUCAUGGUCAGUAAGUGAGUAUUAAACAGUCUAGUUAAAAUUUGUGUAAGUACUGCAUGUUCACUCAUGUGAGAGGUGCUUGACAUAGAAAAACAGUGUUUGCUUUCUUUGUCCCUAGACAUUGGCUGUUUAUCUGUCAUGAAGUUAAGGUGUAGAAUAUGGGUUAGUGUUGAAUGCAGGAGUUUCCCUUGAAAUUACAGCUCAAUAUCACCUAGAGCUGUAAGUUUCAGAAAGCUUUGAUAAUGCUGAUCAAUUUUUUAAAUCAGUAUAGUUAUAUGCAGUGUGUUUUAUUUGCAGUUUCUGUAUUUUUAUGUUCAUUUCCAUAAAAAAUAUCAGUUUUUUAUAAAUUCCAUACAGCAAUCCAGCAACCAUGAAACUAUGAAAGUGGUAUAUUAAAGUGUAUAAGUAGCCUGAAAUUAUAAGAUAUAUACGUAAAAUGUGAUAAAGUAUGUAGAGAAUUGUCCAAAAUGGUUUCUUUAUAGCUCAGGUAAAACUGUAUCAUACAUAUUUUGUUUAAUUAGUGUAGAACAGGUGACCCUAGCAGGUAAUAUUACUUACCUGCUAUUAAACUUUAUAUAUCACAGAAAAACUUAUGAUUUAUUUUAUUUAAAAAAAAGUCAUAUUAAUACCUAAUAACAUUGGCCAUUACAUUAAUUAAUAAUAAAAGUGCCAUUGUUUAUUAGGAAUCAGACUCCAUGACUUGUAGGCAUUAAAAUGUCUGUGAAAAGAAAUCAAUAUAAUUUUGUGCCUUGUCUCCGUUUGAGACAUCUCAAUCUGAAGUCAUGAAAGACACCACAGUUAUUAAGCACUAGCAUCAUUUAUUGCUCAACAUUUCCCCAGUUGUGGUAAACUAGAGCUUUAUCCUUGGGUAAAUAAUUGAUCAGGUUCACCCAUGUAGAAUGAACUGGAAAAGUCACCUGCUGAAACAGGACAUGAGCAAGUGAAAAUGGAGUGGCACUGAAUAGAGAGGUUAAAGUUUCACAAGAUAAGCAGUGGUAGACACUGGAGUAUCAAUAAGCCUGCCCUUCCCAACAUGCUUGUAUCAGCAAUGACCUGAAACUGAUGUCUCUUUGAAGGUUGCCUUCAUAUACCAAAAAAACAAAGAUAGCUCCUCAUGUCUACCAUCCAUAAGAGUGUAAAUGAAUGUGGAGAGAUGGAGUUAUUGGCUUUCAGAAUGUGAAAAACCGAAUAGUGUAACUGUACAUGUGAAAGAGAAUGCUCAUUGAACACACAUACAACUGGAAAUAAAGGUGCUGUUAAAAUAUUUUUGAACACAAUAGUUGGUACAUUUCAGUCAGCAUGUUUCAAAUGUAAUUGAUAAGUCACAUAAUGUAUGAACUGUGUUUGACACUGGCAUUUUGCUAAUCUUUUAAUUGAAUCAAACUAAAUGUUGAUUGGUAAAAGAAUAAUGUCAGUUUGCAUUUGCUGGGCCAAUUUCUUUAUUGUCAAAUUGCUUACAACAUUGUGAACUGUUUAUUUUUAUGGUAAUGAUCUUGUUGCAAGAUGUUGUAAGAUUUACAGUAGAUGAAAAUAUUCUCAGGACCUGGUCAUGACCCAGUGGGACAUGAGAUGAGAGAAUUGUAUAUAGAUUGCUAUCCUUUGUAAAAUAAAGAUGCAAAAUAUCUA